Molecule: messenger RNA, 2280 nt
Organism: Colletotrichum higginsianum IMI 349063
Lineage: Eukaryota; Fungi; Ascomycota; Sordariomycetes; Glomerellales; Glomerellaceae
Product: Interferon-induced GTP-binding protein Mx1
Exons: 4
Coding region: 1-2280 (759 amino acids)
Cellular component (GO): microtubule; membrane; cytoplasm
Molecular function (GO): microtubule binding; GTPase activity; GTP binding
Source: RefSeq, a predicted model, not a curated record
AUGACUGGCAACGAGGGCGAGUCCCUCGGCGACGAUGGUUACUCGCGCACCAUCGACAAGCUCCGUGAGCUCGGCAUCGCCGAUCUCGUUCCGCUUCCACAGCUCGUUGUGGUCGGAGAUCAAUCCUCGGGUAAAAGCUCCGUUCUCGAAAGCGUCACUGGCUUCGCCUUCCCCCGCUCCCCCGAGCUCUGCACCCGUUAUGCCACUCAGAUCACUUGCCGUCGUGAUGAAACUGAGAGCGUUCAUGUUACGAUCAUUCCUAGCCAGGAGUCAAACGAUGAUCGGAAGGAACGAUUGCGGGCUUUCGUCUAUUCGGUUCAAAAGAACGAUAUGGCCUUGGCCGACGUUUUCGCAAAGGCGAACAAGACCAUGGGACUUCGCGGCGUCAAAGACGGAAGUGCCUCGGGCUCAGCAUUCACCGAGGACAUCUUGAAGAUUGAGAUCGGUGGUCCAAAGCAACACCACUUGACCGUCAUUGACGUCCCUGGAAUUUUCCGCACUGCCACCAAGGAUCUAACGACCGAUGACGACAUCGUCCUGGUCCGAAACAUGGUUCAGAGAUACAUCAAAGAUCAGCGUACUAUCAUUCUGGCCGUAAUUCCCUGCAAUGUCGAUAUUGCGACACAGGAAGUCCUUACCUUGGCGAAGGAGGUCGACCCUGAUGGGAUUCGGACCAUGGGUGUCCUCACCAAGCCUGAUCUCGCUACCGAGCGCGCCACCAAGCAGAUCGUCUGCGAGCUCGUCGAGGGCAAACGCCAUUCUUUGCGACUCGGCUAUUGCGUCGUGAAGAACCGGAGCGCUGACGAUGAGACCUCGACCAUUAAGGACCGUAACUCCUCUGAGAAAGCGUUCUUCUCCGCGGCCCCGUGGACACGGCUGAAGUCCACCAAGAGAGUUGGCGUCGGGAGUCUUUCAAAACGUCUUCGAGACUUGCUCCGGGAUGUUUCCAAGAAGGAGUUCAAGAACGUCACUGCAGAGGUCCUUCGUAUGCUUCGCGAGAACGACUUGGAGUUGGAGCGCAUGGGCCCAUCACGAAGUGGCCCGGAUGCCCAACGAAGAUUUCUCGGUCAAGUUGCUUCGGAUUUCCAAGAUGCGGCCCGUCGGGCUCGCGAUGGCCACUACAGCGGAAUGGCCAUGUUUGACGAGAACCCCAACCUCCGUCUCGUCACUCUCAUCGUGAGCAUCAACGAAGAGUUCAACGACACCUUUGCUCUGCGUGGCCACACAAGACACUUUGACGGCCCCAUUGAUCAGGAGGAUGACAUGGAGAAGUCCCCCGAGCCUUCGAAACCCAUUGAAACUGAUCGGAAACUCUCUGGCAUACUGAGAGAAGUGGGCUUUGAAUGCCCGGAGCCGUUGAGCGACUCUUUGCUGGCUGACAUCGAGAUAGUCUUCCACCAAUCUCGUGGAGCUGAACUUGGAUCGUUCGGAGGUUCAGUCUUGGCACAGGUCUUCAAGGAGCAAUCCAAAAAGUGGAAGCCACUGGUUUUGCAACACGUCAGUCGUGCCAUUGUGAUCGUCCACGACUUUAUCGGCGAAACGCUUCGUCUCAAAUGUCCCGACGACGGCACCUUCGAGGAGCUACACGAUCAAUUCCUGCUGCCCAAGCUCCGGGCCUCAUACCAGAGAGCUAUGGACCAUGCCCAGUUCCUCAUCGACGUCGAGCUCAGCGGACAGCCGUACACGAUGAAUCACUACUUCAACAGCAACCUUCAAGUGUCUCAGGCAACGAGACUGCAAGAGGCUAUUGACAAAGUCGUAGGCCCGGCGACCUGCAAUGCCUCUGAAAACGGCGCGAGCAACGGUAUGAGCAAAGGCGGUGGCUCUGGCUCAACCGCAGCACCAAAGACAACCGGAGGCGUCUUGGGACCUGAUAGAGAUGAGUCGCCUUUCAACUUCUCGCAGCAAAAGAAAGAUGAACCAUCCGGUGCAGCGGGCUGGUGGGUUCCGAGGGCGAUGAUCCCCAAGCUCACGACGAACCGUUCCAACGCGGAGCAGGUCCGAGAGGACAUCCACGACAUCCUGCGCAGCUACUACAAGGUCGCCCGCAAGCGUUUUGUCGACGUCGUUCUGCAGCAGGUCAUCUUCCACUUUCUCCUUGAUGCUCGAGACAGCCCCAUCAAGAUUUUCUGUCCGGACCUAGUCAUGGGGAUGAACGACAGGCAGCUGAGAAUGAUCGCAGGCGAGGACUCGGCCACGCAGGAGAAGCGUGAGCACCUCGCGAGGAUCGUUGAGAAUCUCAAACUUGCGGCGGAGGAAUUGAGAUUUGGAUCGAAGUAG